Messenger RNA from Didymodactylos carnosus, 1253 nucleotides. The record is from the annotation of a GenBank genome assembly. Lineage: Eukaryota; Metazoa; Rotifera; Eurotatoria; Philodinida; Philodinidae.
AUGAAAGUAAUAUCGGUGAUAAAUGAUAAGAAUCGAUUCAUUGAAAAUAUAUCUUUGAUGUAUCCAUCGGUUAAUUUUUUUCGUGUGCUUGAAGAGAACAGUAAAGAUCCAUUAAAGUAUAAUGACGAGGAAGAUUAUAAAGAUACAUCUCCUAGUUGGUCCACUGUUGUAUGCUAUGAUAAUAGUCUGUGUCAGCUAUAUCCAUCGACACUUGCUGACAAAAACGGUACCGUUUGCCGUGAUAUCACUGAAUUCACUUGGUUGCCAUUUGACAGUAAGGAAUGGCCUGUUCUUUAUUCCAUGAUAGAAAGAACGUUCUAUGCAUGCGCUUUACCGAUUAACUUUAAUCGAUCAUCAUUUUUGUUCCAUUGUCCUAAUACACAUACGUAUCUUUCAAAACAUCGAGUGAGAGAUGGUAUUAGUGACUGUCUGUUUGAUUCAGAUGAACUGGAACCAUUGGAGAACGUGUGUACCGUACUCAACAAUCAUUUUCAAUGUUUAUUGAAAGAUGACUGUGUUCAACGCAAAAAUCUUUUUGGAAAUCGUGAAGGCACUUGCAAAGAUGGUUCAGAUAUUAUGCUGCCAUUGAGAUGUAGUUCUGUGGAUGAUCUAGGUUGUCGAUAUCUUCGAAACGAAUCCUCUAUUCAAAUCAAUGAUAUUUUUCUAUUUCAAGAAAUAUGUAAUGGAGUUGUUCAUCCUCAUCUGGAAGGUGAUGAUGAAAUGAAUUGUGAUGAAUGGAAAAUAUUUUGUAAUUAUAAGUAUGUAUCGGAAUGCGAUGGAAUUAGUCAGUGUACAGAUGGUCGAGAUGAAUAUGCUAGAGAAUUAAGAUGCGCUUUUUCUGCUGAAAAAGACAUUUCAUGUCUUAAUCCUAAUAAUAUAAGUCGGAAUCAAUAUUUUUUGCCAAAAGAAAAGAUUAAUGACGGAAAUACUGAUUGCCUAGGAGGAGUUGAUGAAGAAGCAAAACACUGUCGAAGUAAAUAUCCAACAGAUUUAACUCGACGUUAUCGUUGUUGGAAUAGUUCAGAAUGUAUUCGAAUUGAUCAGUUGUGUGAUGGUUUUGAAAAUUGUCCAUUAUAUGGUGAUGACGAACGGAUCUGUCCAUCUCGAGCUCUGCAUAAUUGUUCUAACGAGGGAACCGCCCCAGGUGCCCAACUCCGAUUUCCUUCAUUCAUACCUCGUUUUAUAGAGCACAUCGAGCUGGUAAAAAGCCUAAAAGGAUAUCUGCUCAUGACUCUUGAAGACCCGGUUUUCUG